ACACGAUCAUAAAGUCGCAACUUUGCAAAAAGCGAAGUCUUCCACCUGUUUUGUUCUUCUGUGCCUCUCUGACUCCUUCAAAAGCACAGUAAUACUUCAAAACUCAUGUAGAGAGAGAAGUAAAGAUGGCUGAUUCCAAGGUGGAGAUGAUCUCAAGACUAGCUCAAUGGAAAAUAGACAACUUUGGACCCUGCUCUUUCAAAAAAUCCGACCCUUUCAAGGUCGGAAUCUGGAACUGGCAUUUAUCCAUAGAGAAGAAUCGUUACAUCUACAUUCGCCUAUAUCCAGAGCCCUCACGAGUCUCCAAAGAGCAGCCUCCGCUUGCUCGCUUUAUCCUCCGAGUCUGUAUAUCGGGCGCUAAUCGCAAGCAGUACACCUCCCCAAUUCAUGAGAGACUGCUUCGAACAUGUGAAGACUUCGUUUGGCCAGUUGAUCCCACCUUUCAUGGUCGCUUCAUCAUUGAUGUUGAGUUUCUGGACCUGAAGAUCUGCCCUCUGAAUGGUGGAGACGCUUGUUCCAUUUGGCCCGGUGAUGGGGUGAUGCAGUCUGUGUCAGCCCAGAGUUCUCUUCAGUGCCUCUCUCGUAUGCUUGAUGAGGCCAUCCUUUCUGAUCUCACCAUAAACACUGCUGAGGGCACUUUGAGAGCUCACAAGGCAAUUUUGUCUGCAAGUUCUCCCGUGUUUCAAAGCAUGUUCCAUCACGACCUCAAGGAAAAAGAGUCCUCUUCAAUCUACGUAGAAGACAUGCCACUAGAAUCUUGCAUGGCCCUUCUCAGUUACUUAUAUGGAACCAUAAAACAAGAGGAUUUCUGGAAGCACCGACUGGCUCUUCUCGGGGCUGCCAACAAAUAUGACAUUGCUAACCUCAAAGAUGCUUGUGAGGAAAGCCUCUUGGAAGACAUUAACUCUGAAAAUGUACUUGAGAGGCUGCAAGAGGCUUGGCUUUACCAGUUGAACAAGUUGAAGAAAGGAUGUUUGACGUACUUAUUUGAUUUUGGCAAGAUAUACGAUGUCAAAGAUGAAAUUAAAAACUUUUUCAGUCAUGCAGACAGGGAACUGAUGUUGGAGAUGUUCCAAGAGGUGCUUACAGUUUGGAAGCCUGUUUGAAGUAACAAUGGAAUUGAUCUUCACAUACGGACAAACAACAUAGUUUCUUGUAAGUUGUAUAUACUCUUGCACACAUGAGCAUGCUAAGGUUUGCAUGCAGGAAGUCUACUAGUUUAAACUGUGAAGAAUACUUGUAUUAUGAUCUGUGUGGAACCUUGAUCUGGGUAUAAAACUCCUGCAAUUCCAAA
Messenger RNA from Juglans microcarpa x Juglans regia, 1294 nucleotides. Its product is annotated as BTB/POZ domain-containing protein At1g21780-like. The transcript is spliced from 4 exons. Gene Ontology annotation, molecular function: protein binding. NCBI's taxonomy places the organism in Eukaryota, Viridiplantae, Streptophyta, Magnoliopsida, Fagales, Juglandaceae. The coding region runs from base 126 to 1106 and encodes 326 amino acids. The record is from RefSeq and is a predicted model, not a curated record.